GUCUGAGGGAGAAAGAGAGGAUGAAGGUGUCUGAGUGGGGGUGAAGGGGGCAGAAGUCUCUAGGGGAGCCCCCUCCCCGUCCCGCCCUUCUGCAACAGGGACUUUGCUUGUCGGAAGCUGGCUGGGAAGGAUGCAGGUGACCCAACCCAGCUGCAACCGUCUUCCAAUAUAUGAACAAUUGUCAAAUGCACACAUUUCAAACUCAUAACCAUGCAGAUGCUGCGGUGGUUGGAUGAAAUGGAGAAUCCGAUGAGCAGCUCCUCUCCCCCUUCACGUAUUCAAGGCGACGAUGGCUCAAAGGAGAACACUGAUGUUCCAUCUGGGGUAAAUCAUUCAGAAGGAUCGUGCUGUGGUGGCAGCGCCUCCCAGUCUGCCAACCAUCCAGAUUUUGCUGAAGACGUCUUGCAAAGCCAACUGUUGCGCAACGAGUCAUUUAAUGCAGCUGAAAAUAGUGAGCUGAGGACGGAGGAGGAGCAGAGAGCCAAGAGAGGAAACUGGUCCAAAGGGCGGAAAAGGAAGAAGCCUUUAAGGGACAGCAAUGCCCCCAAAUCCCCCCUGACCGGCUAUGUGAGGUUUAUGAACGAGCGGCGGGAGCAGCUUCGCGCCAAGAGACCCGAAGUCCCGUUUCCAGAAAUCACCCGGAUGUUGGGCAACGAAUGGAGCAAACUCCCUCCGGAGGAGAAACGGCGCUACCUUGACGAAGCCGACAGAGAUAAGGAGCGCUACAUGAAGGAGUUGGAGCAGUACCAGAAGACGGAGGCUUACAAGGUUUUUAGCAGGAAAACCCAGGACAGACAGAAAGGCAAAACACAUCGGCAAGAAGGAACACGCCCAGCUACCCAUGACCAUCAGAAGGAACCGGAUACAAAGGAGAGGUCAGUGUUCGAUAUUCCCAUAUUUACCGAGGAGUUUUUAAACCACAGUAAAGCGCGAGAAGCCGAGCUGCGCCAGCUUCGCAAGUCCAACAUGGAGUUUGAGGAAAGGAACGCGGCCCUCCAGAAGCACGUGGAAAGCAUGAGGACUGCGGUGGAGAAGCUGGAGGUGGACGUGAUCCACGAGCGCAGUCGCAACACGGUGUUGCAACAGCACUUGGAAACCUUACGGCAAGCUCUAGCCAGUAGCUUUGCCGGGGUCCCCUUACCAGGGAGCGGGGAGAUCCCCACCUUAGACACUAUUGAUUCCUACAUGAAUCGGCUGCACAACCUUAUCCUGGCCAACCCACAGGAGAAUGAGACCCUUAUAGCGACAGUCCGGGAGGUGGUAAACCAUCUUGAACGUUAAUCACUUGUUUCUAGGAUUUUUUUUCUCUCUUAAAGGGAGAAAGAAGCCUGGAACGAGACCCCUGGUGUGGAACUAAGCCAAGAAAUAAAAGGCAAAAAUUUGGAGAUAAGCUCCAGUUCUUUCCUUAAAGCUUGAGGACUAUGUUUUUGAGAAGUCACGAUAAGAUAAUGGCCCAGUUUUUCUGCCCAGUCCUCCAUUCCUUAUCGUUUAUCCACUAGCCAUGGACUAAACUGCAUUGAACAAACGCAAUGGCUACGCUUCGUUCUCAUUUGAGUCAACAUUGUUGUAUUUUUUCAUUGCAACGAAAACUAAGCUCCAAAGUGGUGGUGCUCCAAAGGAGAGCAUUUUCCCUGCCUCUUUAUUCCUUAAUUUCAUGUCAGUCUUGUCUUGUCCAACACGAAAAUCCCUGGGCUUCCCUUGGUGAGAAGAAGACCAACCAGUUUGGAGAGAAGAAGACCGACCAAUGCCUUCUUCUGACAUUAAAAACACAAGAUCUUCAUAUGCAUUGUAGUCCAACUUAUUUUUGUUUUGUAGCAUGCUUACUUAGUUUGGUGUACGCAGGAGUCUUACUCCAAUCUCUCUCUCUCUCAAAACCAGAAAACACGCAAAGAGUCUCAUGUAUGUGUCUGGGAGGGUGUGUGUGUGUGUGACAUUUCUUCCCCUUUUCUGGUAAAAUGUGAUGAUGCUUCAGAAAUAAAUGAUGUGAAAAAGGG
Pantherophis guttatus is the source of this 1994-nucleotide messenger RNA. The record is from RefSeq and is a predicted model, not a curated record. Lineage: Eukaryota; Metazoa; Chordata; Lepidosauria; Squamata; Colubridae.